AUGCGUUUACGAGAUGCAUGUACCUGCUCCCAAUGCGUUGACCCAUCCACUAAGCAACGCAACUUCUUGACGUCGGACCUUUCCCCAGAUGUGAAACCAAAAGAUUUAAGGAUGGAGGGCGACAAGGUGACCGUAACAUGGACGGGCAGUCUCGCUAACCCCGAAGAAGAGCACGUUUCGACGUACAGCACAAAACAGCUCCGGAAUCUAAAUACCCCUCGACCUGCGCGUCACUACCGCGGUGGACCGACAAAAAUUGUGUGGGACAAGGCAACGUUUGAGAAAAAUCAACACUGGAUCUCCUUUGAUGAAUAUAUGAACGAUGACGUGAAGUUCGGGUUAGUCAUGCGCAGUUUGUACAGAUAUGGCCUGGCCUUCGUCAAAAACGUUCCUGAGUCAACCGAGAGCGUGUCUCAGAUUGCGACGAGGAUGGGACCGUUACGCAAUUCGUUUUACGGCCUCACCUGGGACGUUCGCAGUGUACCAGAAGCCAAAAACGUAGCCUACACAAAUAAAUUCCUUGGAUUUCAUAUGGAUCUUCUGUACAUGGCCGAUCCCCCUGCUUAUCAAUUGCUGCAUUGCAUGAACAAUUCCCUUCCUGGCGGAGAGUCCAUGUUUGUAGAUACUUUCCGUGCGGCACAACGUUUAUCGGAAGACGAUAGAAAGACGCUGUCUGAUGUUGCGCUUCACUACGGCUACUUUAAUGACGGCCAAAGUUACGAAUAUAGCCGCCCGACGAUCCAGCUGGAUAAAUCCGGAGGUUUAGAGUAUGUGAAUUAUUCACCGCCAUUCCAGGCUCCGCACUUCACACCGGCUGAUUACCCAAUGCAACAACUGGCCGAAUCCUUACGCAAGUUCUCAGACCUCCUGCAAGAUCCAGAAGGCAUGUUUGAAUUGAAGUUGCGGCCAGGAGAAUGUGUUAUUUUUGCAAAUAGACGUGUGGCUCAUGCCCGAAGGGCAUUUGAUUUGUCACAGAGUGAUGGCCGGAAGCGUUCUCGCUGGCUACGUGGUGCAUACGUGGAUGAGGAUGCUCUACUGUCAAAGUUUGAUAUCUUUCGUGCCAAAAACCUUCAAGAGUGGGAUGUCGCCACGUCAGACCAGGGUGUGCAACCAGCAAUCAACAUAAAAUAG
Messenger RNA from Coccidioides posadasii C735 delta SOWgp, 1131 nucleotides. RefSeq lists its product as uncharacterized. Lineage: Eukaryota; Fungi; Ascomycota; Eurotiomycetes; Onygenales; Onygenaceae. Gene Ontology annotation, cellular component: mitochondrion. The record is from RefSeq and is a predicted model, not a curated record. Gene Ontology annotation, biological process: carnitine biosynthetic process. Gene Ontology annotation, molecular function: oxidoreductase activity.